GGAGGGCCCAGCCCAGCCUCACGCAACCGGCCUGGGGCACCCUCUUUCCCUUUAUCCCAGCCCUCUGGCUCCGAGCCCGUGCUGGGCUCCCCGCCCCCCCGAUAUAAAGUCCGUCUCGCCUGCCUCUGUCUCCAGAGGGGGGACUGGCUGCCGGGACCGGACCAUGAACUCAGAGGCUGCCCCAGCGCCCAUCUUCCAGACGGGAGAAGACUGUCGGCCGGCCUGGCAAAAGGCGACCGCCGGUUACGAUGGGCCCGAUACGCACCUGCAGAUCCUGGGCAAGCCGGUGAUGGAGCGCUGGGAGACUCCCUACAUGCACUCGCUGGCCGCCGUGGCCUCCUCCAGAGGGGGAAGGGUCCUGGAGGUCGGCUUUGGGAUGGCCAUUGCGGCCAGCAAGGUGCAGGAGGCCAACAUCCAGGAGCAUUGGAUUGUCGAGUGUAAUGAUGGCGUCUUCCAGAGGCUGCAGGAGUGGGCCCAGCAUCAGCCCCACAAGGUCGUCCCUUUGAAAGGCUUGUGGGAGGAGGUGGUACCCAACCUGCCUGAUGGACAUUUUGAUGGAAUUCUGUAUGACACCUAUCCCCUCUCUGAGGAGACCUGGCACACCCACCAGUUCAACUUCAUCAAGGCUCAUGCUUUCCGCCUGCUGAAGCCUGGAGGUGUCCUUACCUACUGCAACCUCACAUCCUGGGGAGAACUGCUGAAGACCAAGUACACAGAUAUUAAAAAGAUGUUUGAGGAGACUCAGAUUGCAGCCCUGGUAGAGGCAGGUUUCAAGAAGGAGAAUAUCAGCACCACUGUGAUGGACCUGGUGCCCCCCGAGGAGUGCCGCUACUAUUCCUUUCCCAAGAUGAUCACCCCGACAGUCCUCAAACACUGAAUGUGCCCGGCUUCCUCUUCCCACCAGGCUGACCCUGGAAUGGGGGCACCAGGGACUCUCUAGCCUGCAAGGUUAGAGCCUAGGAUUGCCAACUUAUUAACAGUACUUGACAGGGGAACUGGACACAAGAAGUGGACUGGCAAAGACCAAGCAGAGAACUGAGGGACUCUGUGGGACUGUCUCUUGACUCGAGGCCUAAGGGGGACAAAGAAGCUUCUGUUUCAAUACAACAAAUACAUAUUGAGUUCUAGGCAGGGGUCAGUGCUAGAAGUUAAGGCUCAGAGUUUUUCUGCCUUUUGAUCAGUCCUUGUAAACAACUUGCUGCUUUUCUUUGUUUCUUCUGUUAAAUGGGUACAUGUACCUGUUGAUGGGAAUUGACCACCCUCAAAAGCAAUAAUCGGGCUACCUAAUUGGAAUUUUCUUAUCCAAAAGCCUAAGGAAUUGCUUUUUUUUUCUUUUUAAAUAAUAGCCUUUUAUUUUCAAAGUACAUGCAAAGAUAGUUUUCAACAUUCACUCUUGCAAAAUCUUGUGUUUCAAAUUUUUCUCCCUCCUCUCCCCUAGACAGUAAGUAAUCCAAUAUAUGUCAAACAUGCAAUUCUCCGAUAUAUAUAUAAGGAAUUGGCUUAAGGAAAUGCCCCUCCCUUUUAUGUAGGGUUUGUCAUCUGCCUAUAACGUGCUUCAUGGUACUGGAGAAGUACAAAGAAGUCUAGAACUUGACCUGUUUUUGAGGGGCUUGUACCUCAUUUGAGAACAGGGGAUUGAUAAUUCAAGGGUGAGUCUAGGAGCCAAAGACUCACGUCAUGAUGAUUGAAGGGCUUCAAAGAGUCAACAUCUACUUAUUGGUGGUGAGAUUUUACUUCAGAUUAUAGCUGAACUAGAGUGGAUAGUUUCUGAGGGCCCCAGAGCACCCCUUGAGAUGGGAAAAUAGUUUUAUCUUUCUCUGUGACCUUAGACCUUAGCACAGUGCCUGACACUUAAUGUUUAAAACAUAUUUGUUGACUGAUUAACCCCUUUCCUUUGAGAUGGGUAGAGCAAAGAAUAGCCCCAUUUUACAGAUGAUAAUGAAGCUUGUGUCUACUGGAGAGUAGCUAGAACUGGCCUCUGAGAUUUACAUAUUGGCUGUUGUGACUGGGCAAGUCACAAAAUGUAGUUACUCAGUGCAUCUCCUUCUGAUUAAGACCUGCAUUGGUACAGAGUUCCCUUUAAUCGAUAAAAUCAGAGGUUCAGUCCCCAUCCCUUUAGAGGUGAAGAAACUGAGAAGUGACUUGUCUGGAACCACUCAAGAUGUAACUGGGAUCUGAACUCAGGUCACUUGAGGCCCAGUGUUCUAUCAAAGUGAGGACUCUAAGCCCCAGGCCCUGUUUGUUCCCUUUCAGUCUGUUUCCCUGUGGAAGUCCAUUUGAAAGCCUUAAUUUACUAAUACACUGAGUUCUCUAUUCUUUAUUCAGAUUUUGGUGCUCUUCAAACCAGGUGCUCUGCUAGGGUGCCAGAGGUCCUAUGGGGAAGGGAAGGCCCCACACCUUCCCAAUUGUAGCAGAAAAACUGCUGCUUAAAUAAUAAAGGCGUUCUGACCUCA
Molecule: messenger RNA, 2453 nt
Organism: Antechinus flavipes (yellow-footed antechinus)
Lineage: Eukaryota; Metazoa; Chordata; Mammalia; Dasyuromorphia; Dasyuridae
Gene: GAMT
Product: guanidinoacetate N-methyltransferase
Exons: 6
Coding region: 164-877 (237 amino acids)
Biological process (GO): creatine biosynthetic process
Cellular component (GO): nucleus; cytoplasm
Molecular function (GO): guanidinoacetate N-methyltransferase activity
Source: RefSeq, a predicted model, not a curated record